AUUGACGUUGACGUAGAGAGCCUUGUUCAGAGGUGUUCUGUGCUUGUUAUUGUGACUGUGACAUAUUUUUUCGUCAGUUCGGUAACAUACAUACUUAUUGGAGUUUUUCCUCCAUUCCCUCGAAUUAAGGAAGGGAAAAUAUAGUGACCCUCAAAACAAACAAAGCAGUGACCAAACAGUGAUUCAACUACGCAUGAUAAAAACAUUGCAAAAUGACCAUGCCUACGACGACUUUCACUUGUGCUAUGGCUAAUUUUAAAUCGCUUUAAAGAUUGGUCACGUUAUGGCGACCAGUAGGGGCGACAUUCUCAAAACAUCAAUGGAUCCAUUGCCCAGCAGCAACGACCCCUUAAGGGAGCUGUUUGAGGCCUGCAAGGUGGGCGAUAUUGCUCGAGUGAGGAAAUUGGUCACUCCCACUACAGUGAAUGCGAGGGACACUGCCGGACGAAAGUCCACACCCCUACACUUUGCUGCUGGCUAUGGAAGAAGGGACGUUGUAGAGUUCCUUCUAUCUGCAGGCGCGUCGAUCCAAGCGCGAGAUGAUGGAGGACUGCAUCCCCUGCACAAUGCCUGCUCUUUUGGCCAUGCCGACGUCGUGAGGCUCCUUUUGGAAGCAGGCGCCAGUCCCAACACCAGAGACAAUUGGAAUUACACCCCAUUGCACGAGGCUGGAAUAAAAGGGAAAAUUGAUGUUUGCAUCGCCCUUUUGCAACAUGGGGCAGACGUAAAUAUCCGCAACACUGAAGGAAAAACCCCGCUCGAAGUAGCUGAUCCAGCCACCAGGCCAGUUUUAACGGGUGAAUAUCGCAAGGAUGAAUUGCUGGAAGCUGCCCGAUCAGGAGCCGAAGACCGGCUUUUGGCUCUUUUAAACCCUCUCAACGUGAACUGCCAUGCUAGUGAUGGUCGACGCUCCACGCCGCUUCAUCUAGCUGCUGGCUACAAUCGAGGAAGAGUGGUGCAGUUGCUUUUACAGAACGGCGCUGAUGUGCAUGCAAAGGACAAAGGCGGAUUGGUUCCUCUUCACAACGCCUGUUCGUACGGGCACUUUGAAGUCACGGAAAUGUUGAUUAAACAUGGGGCUAAUGUGAACGCUAACGACCUAUGGGCGUUCACGCCACUUCAUGAGGCUGCUUCCAAGUCGAGAGUCGAAGUCUGCUCGUUACUGUUAAGUGAAGGAGCUGACCCGUACCAGUUAAAUUGCCACUCAAAAUCCGCGAUUGAUGCAGCUCCAACUCGGGAAUUACAGGAGCGACUCGCUUAUGAAUACAAAGGACACUUGCUACUAGACGCUGCCAGGCAGGCCGAUAAUGCCAAGCUAAAGAAAUAUUUAUCUGCGGAUAUCAUCGGCUUCAAGCAUCCCUAUACGGGGGAUACUGCAGUGCAUGCGGUUUGCGGAUCACUAUACCCGAAGAAAAAACAAGUUUUGGAGUCCCUAAUUCGCAAAGGGGCCCCACUGAACGAGAAAAACAAGGAGUUUCUCACCCCCUUGCACAUAGCCGCUGAUAACUCUCAUUAUGAUCUCAUGGAUGUGUUGUUGAGAAACGGAGCUAAGGUGAAUGCUUUGGAUGGAUUAGGACAAACGGCGCUUCAUAGGUGUGCGCGAGACGACAAUGUUCAAGCCUGCAGAAUUCUAAUUUCCUAUAACGUGGACACUUCCAUUGUUUCCCUGCAAGGCUAUGCGGCCAAUCAAGUGGCUUUAGAGAAUGUACUUAAAAUUUUGCAAGAUCCUCCGGCUGUUCCUGCCGAUGUAGAGAGUCAGUUGCUGGAAGCUGCCAAAGCAGGGGAUCUGGACCAAGUGCAGAGAUAUCUCGGCUCCUACCCCCACAUAGUCAACUGCCGAGACUUGGACGGAAGACAUUCCACUCCCCUACAUUUUGCAUCCGGCUACAACCGCGUACAAGUGGUGGAGUUCCUUUUACAACAAGGCGCUGACGUCCACGCUAAAGAUAAAGGUGGUUUGGUUCCUCUCCACAACGCUUGUUCUUACGGCCACUACGAAGUCACUGAGCUACUGGUGAAACAUGGAGCGAGCGUCAAUGUGGCGGAUUUGUGGAAGUUCACGCCCCUGCAUGAGGCGGCCGCAAAAGGAAAAUACGAAAUCGUUAAACUUCUGCUCAAGCAUGGAGCAGAUUCAAGUAAAAAGAACAGGGAUGGAGCGACAGCUUUGGACUUGGUGCGAGAAGGUGACCAAGACGUUGCGGACUUGUUGCGCGGAAAUGCGGCCCUCUUGGACGCAGCCAAGAAAGGCAACUUGCAGAGAGUUCAAAGACUGGUUUCGCCCGAAAAUAUCAACUGUCGGGACGCCCAGGGGCGCAAUUCCACACCUUUACACUUGGCUGCUGGGUACAAUAAUGUGGAAGUGGCCGAAUAUCUUCUAGAAAACGGCGCCGAUGUUAAUGCUCAAGACAAGGGGGGGCUAAUUCCCUUGCACAACGCCUCUAGCUAUGGGCACUUGGACAUAGCGGCCCUUUUAAUAAAAUUCAACACUGUAGUGAAUGCUACCGACAAAUGGGGCUUCACGCCACUGCAUGAGGCCGCCCAAAAGGGAAGAACACAAUUAUGCGCCCUUUUGUUGGCACAUGGAGCGGAUCCCUUCCUGAAAAACCAAGAAUCUCAAGCGCCAGUCGAUUUGGCUUCGGCUGAUGAUGUUCGCUGCCUCUUGCAAGACGCCAUGGCGUCUCAACAAGCUGUUCCGACGGCUGCACAGUCUACAUCCAGGCCGCCAUCCAUCGCUUUGCCUGGUCACACUCCCAGUCCCUCAAUAUCCGGGUCGAAUAUGAAUUCGACUACCACUGAAACAGUUGUGAUGCCCUCAGGGGCGGCUGUUCAGCUGAUGGUUCCGGUCGCGUCUACCAAUGGAAGUAGAACCAGCGCCGCCAUGGGGGAGGCUGAAGGAGCGGCCAGUGCGGACCACACCCCAGAAGACGCCACUGAUAUCUACUCGGUGAGCAAAUUUUUGGUCUCGUUGAAUCUGGAGCAUUUGCUCGAAAUAUUCGACCGAGAGCAAAUCACUCUCGAUAUCCUAGCCGAGAUGAAUCACGAGGAUUUAAAGCAAAUCGGGAUAUCCGCCUAUGGAUUCAGGCACAAGCUGAUCAAAGGAAUGGAGCGUUUGGUUGCAAACUGUGGGGAUUUAUGGACCACCCCGACUAAUCCAGGCACUCUUCUGGUCGAUCUCGUUCCGGACGACAAGGAGUAUAUCACUGUCGAAGAAGAAAUGCAGAACAGCAUUCGCGAGCACAGAGACAAUGGGCAUGCGGGUGGAGUUUUUACACGAUACAACAUAGUUCGGAUCCAAAAAGUCCAAAAUCGGAAGCUGUGGGAACGAUACACCCAUAGGCGUCACGAAGUAGCAGAAGAGAAUAACCAUCAGUCGAACGAAAGGAUGUUGUUCCAUGGCUCGCCUUUUAUAAAUGCGAUUGUGCAAAAAGGGUUUGAUGAACGCCAUGCCUACAUUGGAGGAAUGUUCGGCGCCGGGAUUUAUUUCGCGGAACAUUCAUCCAAGAGCAACCAGUACGUCUAUGGAAUCGGGGGCGGAACUGGCUGCCCGACCCAUAAGGACCGCAGCUGCUACACAUGCCACAGGCAUCUAGUGCUUUGUCGAGUCACACUAGGCAAAUCGUUCUUGCAAUUCAGUGCAAUGAAAAUGGCACACGCUCCUCCUGGACAUCAUUCAGUGGCCGGCAGACCUUCAACUGGAGGUUUAAUUUUCCCAGAAUACGUCGUCUAUAGAGGCGAACAGGCGUAUCCAGAAUACUUCAUAACAUACCAAAUAGUGAAGCCCGAAGAGAGCUUGAGCGGCACGGAAUCGGAUGUUAGGUGAUUUCAGGAACAAUGGCUGUUGCUUCAACCACCCAAAUCUUUCAAAGAUUUCUUCUGUGGCUUGAUGGGCCACAUGCUGGAAUGCGUGGCACCCAACAGGAAAAAAUGCAACUGUGAACAGCAAAAAAAGUGAGCGAGCCAUAAUUUAUAGACUUCAGUGCCAAAGUAACAUUACCCCCAAAAAAUGCAUUUAUUUUCCCUAUUUUCCUUGCCCAUUCUGUUUUAAAUAUAUCCUAUCAAAAUAGCGGUGGAAACGUGCAAUAUUACUUUGGCCCGUCUUGUAACAUUUUAAAACAAUGUGUUCAUUACGGUGUAGCCAUGUAAUGCCAGCUCAUUGAAAAAUGAAUUUCUAGCAGAGUUUGUAAACGAAACUCUUCUCGUGUAUAUUUACUAAUGAAUUGUCAACGUUUUUAUUGUAGUGAUAUUUAUCUCGUAAUCGUGUUAUUAAUAUCAGUGCAUUGGGUGAUAAAAACCUAUCGACUGACGUUCUAAAUAUGGGGUUCAAUGGCAAAUGGUUUGCAUGAUUUUGUAUUCUAAUUUUGACAAAAUAACAUCCCCAUUAUCAAAUUUGCCAAAAAAAGGUUCAAGCUAUCCAUCCCCAUGUGAUUACUGUCGAUACUUCACGUGUAUUUAUAAAAAAACUGUUUUAACCAUUUGGUUAUAAAAAUGUGAUAUUUUUCAGUUAGUACAUAAGCAUACGUCAACGUAAACGGUGUGGUUUUCCCUAUUGUAAGCUAAUGUUUUUCGAUUUAACUGCAUUUCAAUAAAAACCUAUUUGUGUAA
Dendroctonus ponderosae (mountain pine beetle) is the source of this 4602-nucleotide messenger RNA. RefSeq names its product poly [ADP-ribose] polymerase tankyrase. The transcript has 24 exons. The record is from RefSeq and is a predicted model, not a curated record. Lineage: Eukaryota; Metazoa; Arthropoda; Insecta; Coleoptera; Curculionidae. The coding region runs from base 284 to 3820 and encodes 1178 amino acids. Gene Ontology annotation, molecular function: protein binding; NAD+ poly-ADP-ribosyltransferase activity.